AAAGUAGAAACCCUUCGCCUAGCUUUUAUCCAAACCAUGGUACGCAACCAUCUCCUGUGUUCGUAGCCUCUUGGUUACAUUUUCUCCCACUGAACACUUCCAAUUUUCUGAUCCUUCUCUCUCUACGUCCAUGGCCUCUGCUAUCACGUUCAACUGCUCCCUAACCGCUCCAAUCCGGGCCUCGCCCGGAUCCGCUAGAAAACCAGACCAGAAUCGCAGGACUGCUUCUUCCACCUGGUGGGCCCCGCUCUUCGGCUGGACCUCCGAUCCCGACUACGUAAACUCAAUCUCCAGCACCGGCCCUUCCGACAUUGAUGGAUCCGAUGGGCAAUCCGCUAAGUCGAAGUUCGAUUCGGAACUGGAUCGGCGAAGAACCAGAUUCGCUCUGGGUUGCUUCACAGAAGAGAAAGCCAGGCAGCUUAGAAAGAAGACAAUGGAGAGUAGUUCGUUUCAUGAUAUAAUGUACCACUCUGCGAUCGCGUCUCGUCUCGCGUCCGAUACAUCUGGCCGGUCCCAUAAGUAAGCCGGAGCUACGGAGUCCGGUGAGUCCCCGAAUAGUAGGGGCCCAAAAUUUGUCGAAAACUCGAAUUAUGAUUGUGAUACGAACAUUUUUUUUUCCUUUUUUUUUUAAUUUUUGCUUUUCGUAUGUGGGGUUGAGAACACUUAUUUUAGGGUGAGUACUGUAUGCUUAAACGGGCGGAUCUUCGGUGAACGGUCAUUUGUUGGCAUUCUCAGCAUAAUCUGGUGUGCAUCUUAUGGCAAUCUCAAAUGGUAUUAAAUUAUUAUUGAA
This is a messenger RNA of Hevea brasiliensis (rubber tree), 790 nucleotides long. RefSeq lists its product as uncharacterized. The record is from RefSeq and is a predicted model, not a curated record. Bases 131 to 523 code for a protein of 130 amino acids. NCBI's taxonomy places the organism in Eukaryota, Viridiplantae, Streptophyta, Magnoliopsida, Malpighiales, Euphorbiaceae. The transcript has a single exon.